Molecule: messenger RNA, 1428 nt
Organism: Australozyma saopauloensis
Lineage: Eukaryota; Fungi; Ascomycota; Pichiomycetes; Serinales; Metschnikowiaceae
Exons: 1
Coding region: 1-1428 (475 amino acids)
Source: RefSeq, a predicted model, not a curated record
AUGCCCAUAUCUUUCCGUUCCUACAGACAGAGAUACUCACGAUACCCUAUGUCAAUCCUAAUAUCUGAUCCACGAGCGUUCAAGGUUUAUUUGAGUGGGUCAAUUCUCGUACAUCUUCUCGCCUUCAGGCCAAACACGGAUAGGCUAGAAAUUAUUGUCACUGACUAUACUCGCAAUGAUAGACUAAACGAGAAGGUGACCGGGGACGAAAUCAAACUAAGCCUACGAGAGGACCAGAAACUUGUGAUGAAGGUGGACCAUACGCUUUUCGAGGCAAUUUUCUUGGAGUAUGAAAAGACGACAGGUUCUGUGCUCUUCGAGGAAUCUGAGGUUGAUCUAGACAAAAACAAGUGGGUAGACCUCUCACUGAAAUUUUGUUUUUUGGAGAUUGGUGCAGCCUUAACCAAAAGUACCAUUGCUUUCGUCAACAAAGCAAAGUUCGCGACCACUUUUUCGCCAGGGUUUGAUCUGUUUUGGGAAAGACUUUGUCUGGUCCUCAUUGAUGACCCUCAUUUCAAGAAUAAUCGCAAUUUACUCAUUUCAUCCGAGGGACAGGAAAUUGGUGAGAAGAUUGUGAAACUAAGAAAAGAAUUUAACUCGUCUUCUAUUGGUUCUGGCUCACAGGACUCGGCUGGGCCCUCCCAGACUAAUUUAAAGCGAGAAGAGUUGACGAUGGAUGAACUGUCAAAUUUACCCAUUGAUCCUAGCCAAGAUUAUAACUCUCUUUUUCGCGAAACUUUGGAGCCUGUGUCUCAAGCUGACUCGAACAACUCUCUCAAUGACAAUUUUUUCGCGAAGGUUAAUGGUGUUGUGCCUCAACAAAGUCGACAGGUCCCUGAAAUAGCAUCGCAGGAGUUCCUCACUCAAUUGGGUACUCUUCCGAAGCCCAAUUAUCAAAACAAAGUAUCAGAUUUUGACAUAUCUGACUAUAAUCUGAGUAACGGAUUGUUGAACAAGAGUUCACAGUCGAGUUACAGCGGCUCGAGGAGCAACACACUGACCUUGUCGUUAGGUGCAAUCAAUCAAAUGUCUCCUGAAAUCAAUGGCGAUAUCUUCAAGACCACUGGACGUAUUGUUGGUUAUUUUCCAUUGAAGUUAGGUCAGCUCUGUUCCAAGCUGUACAUAGACGAGAACGGAGAGGUGACUAAUUCGGGACCCAAGCUCGGGGCACUCAGAUUAUUUCUUUGCAGUGAUAGCUCCGGGACUUUGACACCGGAUAAUUCUUUGUCGGUCUUUAUUCCCAAGCCUCUUGUUUCCAAGUUUUUCUCUUGCAGCCACACAGAACAACUCUACACCCAAAUAAAAGAAAAAGAGAAGGAUCUUAAGACGUUGCUUCUGAAAGAGCUUGAUUUUGAGAUUUACCUUGACUGUUUGAAUGGGCAAAAAGUGUGGAUUUGGAGAAGUGAGCCAUUGAUAAAUUUAAUCUAG